GCUGUCACCCUAGAACUGGCACGACAAUGAUGGCGGCCUUCAGUGUAGCUCGAAGCAGCAGCGGACUAAUAAACGGGUUGAGGACAUCUUUGAGGUGUUUUGUGCCCGUCAAACAUGGCGCAGUCGCUGCUGCGGUGCCGCAGAAGAAGCUGCUUCGGGACUGCCGCUGGUAUUCUGCGGGCCACCCGUCCGUGAAGGAGAGGAUAGACAAGAAACGGAGAGCGGCGCUAGUCGGGGGAGGUCAGCACAGGAUAGAUGCUCAACACAAAAGGGGUAAGCUGACAGCCAGGGAGCGAGUGGAGCUUCUGCUGGACCCCGAUUCCUUUGUGGAGACAGACAUGUUUGUGGAGCACCGCUGCUCCGACUUUGGCAUGGAACAGGACAGAAACAAGUUCCCCGGUGACAGCGUGGUGACAGGCAGCGGCAGGAUCAACGGCAGGCUGGUUUAUGUUUUCAGUCAGGACUUCACAGUGUUCGGUGGCAGUCUGUCUGGAGCUCAUGCUCAGAAGAUCUGUAAGAUUAUGGACCAGGCCAUGACAGUCGGAGCCCCCGUCAUCGGGUUGAACGACUCUGGAGGAGCUCGUAUCCAGGAAGGAGUGGAGUCUCUAGCUGGAUAUGCAGAUAUAUUCCUGAGGAACGUGAUGGCUUCAGGCGUCGUCCCUCAGAUCUCCAUGAUCAUGGGUCCCUGUGCUGGAGGCGCCGUCUACUCCCCCGCGCUGACAGAUUUCACCUUCAUGGUUAAAGACACAUCAUACCUCUUCAUCACAGGACCCGAUGUUGUGAAGUCGGUCACCAAUGAAGACGUGACUCAAGAACAGCUGGGCGGAGCUAAAACGCACACAACUGUUUCUGGAGUGGCUCACCACGCGUUUGAGAACGAUGUCGAUGCCUUACUAAACCUGCGAGAGUUCUUCAACUUCCUGCCUCUAAGCAAUCGAGAUCCUGCUCCCAUCAGGGAGUGCCAUGACCCCAGCGAUCGUUCAGUUCUGUCAUUGGAUACCAUUGUCCCGGAUGAAUCGACUAAAGCCUACGACAUGUUGGACAUCAUUCAAUCAAUUGUGGAUGAAAGGGAUUUCUUUGAGAUCAUGCCCAACUAUGCCAAAAACAUUGUGGUGGGAUUUGCGCGCAUGAACGGACGCACUAUAGGCAUUGUGGGUAACCAGCCCAAAGUGGCCUCUGGCUGUCUGGACAUCAACUCGUCAGUGAAGGGAGCCCGAUUUGUGCGUUUCUGCGACGCCUUUAAUAUUCCCAUCAUCACCUUUGUGGAUGUGCCAGGCUUCCUGCCAGGUACCACUCAGGAGUAUGGAGGCAUCAUCAGACACGGAGCCAAACUGCUUUAUGCUUUUGCUGAGGCCACAGUCCCGAAAAUAACCAUCAUCACCAGGAAGGCUUAUGGAGGAGCCUAUGACGUGAUGAGCUCCAAACACUUGCGAGGAGACGUGAACUACGCCUGGCCAACAGCUGAGGUGGCUGUCAUGGGUGCCAAGGGUGCCGUGCAGAUUAUCUUCAGAGGGAAAGAGAACCAGGCUGAAGCCGAGGCUGAAUAUGUGGAGAAGUUCGCCAACCCCUUCCCAGCUGCUGUCAGAGGUUUUGUGGAUGACAUCAUCGAGCCGUCGAGCACUCGCAAGAGGAUCUGCAGAGACCUGGAGGUGCUGGCCAGCAAGCAGCAGGUCAACCCCUGGAAGAAGCAUGCCAACAUUCCUCUGUGAAACUGUUUCCCCGUCAUCAACACCAUCUAAAGGCACUCGCUUUGGGAUGUUCCAUUCAAGUGAACUCAAAGUGGUAGCCCAAGAGAAAACGACUUGACAGAUGUUGUUGUCCUGUUUUACUGUCAUUUACCACUCCAGGAAAGUAAGCACAUGAAGAUACACUCUGGUUUUGUUAGCGCUCAGUUGCAGUCUUGAAUUCCUUUCCAGCUCCAUGUUAGUGUUUGGAACCAUAAACUGCAAUAAGAAAACAUUAAUUUCUAGACGUGAAAAGAUUCAAGACGGGGGGGGGGGGGGGGGGGAUAUUAGAGCUAAGUUAACAAAGUCAGCUGGUGUUUUUUGACAUCUUUAUCUCUGAUGAGCAAAAUGUUAAAAGGAACAUAUUUUACAGCCACUUCAUGCCUGAAUGCAUAACUGUGAUUGUCACACACACUACAUUUAGUAAAGCUUCUCCUGCUGUCAGCACUGGCCAUAUUGGUCAUGUAUGAUUUGACAUUUUAAGAACGUGACUGUACGCGAAAGACCAGAUGAGGUAAUGAAAAUAAACAAAGGCAAUACUGUAAGUAGUCUGCUUCAAAGUGAGCAUCGUACUUUAUUCAGUUCUUGGUUCCUUUUGCUGUGUACAAUAGUUAGUUUUUUUCAGAUGCACUCUUUGCGUUUGAUGUCAAGAAAAAAAAAAAUCAUCCUUACAACCUUGAACUGUGCCUUUCCUCUGUGGCAGACUCUGCUCUGCCAUUUGUAAAAUAAAUCAUGGACUUCAAUAACUUUCUUUUCUUUACUUUCACCAGGACAGCAGAUUCUUUCUUGACUCAUAUUACACCUCUUUUCUAAACAUGAGAAUUACACUGUGCGUGAUGUAGUCCCCUAAAAUAUUGGUUUGAAGAAUAAAGUUGGGAUUUAGUGUA
Messenger RNA from Labrus mixtus (cuckoo wrasse), 2611 nucleotides. It is a transcript of the gene pccb, whose product is annotated as propionyl-CoA carboxylase subunit beta. The coding region runs from base 27 to 1709 and encodes 560 amino acids. The transcript is spliced from 15 exons. Gene Ontology annotation, molecular function: propionyl-CoA carboxylase activity. The record is from RefSeq and is a predicted model, not a curated record. Gene Ontology annotation, cellular component: mitochondrion. NCBI's taxonomy places the organism in Eukaryota, Metazoa, Chordata, Actinopteri, Labriformes, Labridae.